AUGGCCCAGAUCACAGACGGCAGUCUACGUGCCAUUAUCACGGAGCGCCUGCAGGCAGCCCACGUUGAGGUGACCGACAUGUCCGGUGUGUCCCCCUCCAGUUGCCAGCCAGGCUAUGGCGAGUCCCAACCCCGGCUGGGGCCUCGAUCAACGGUUUCGCUAACGCAGCACCGUACCGUUCCCGCAGGCGGCUGCGGUCAAGCAUUCUCGGUCCUCAUCGUCUCCCCGCAGUUUCAAGCUCUCUCCUCCCUCAAGCGCCACCGCCUCGUCAACGCGGCCCUCAAGGAGGAGAUUGCCUCCAUCCAUGCCUGGACAGCUCGGUGCCAGACCCCCGACGAGUGGGAGCGAGACAAGGCCAAGGCCGGUCCCUCCAUGGAGGGCACGGUGGGUGGGCAGGUCGAUGGGACGCUGGAAUAG
Messenger RNA from Drechmeria coniospora, 417 nucleotides. Its product is annotated as BolA domain-containing protein. Gene Ontology annotation, cellular component: cytosol; nucleus. Bases 1 to 417 code for a protein of 138 amino acids. Gene Ontology annotation, molecular function: 2 iron, 2 sulfur cluster binding. Lineage: Eukaryota; Fungi; Ascomycota; Sordariomycetes; Hypocreales; Ophiocordycipitaceae. Gene Ontology annotation, biological process: intracellular iron ion homeostasis. The record is from RefSeq and is a predicted model, not a curated record. The transcript has a single exon.